Molecule: messenger RNA, 2804 nt
Organism: Plodia interpunctella (Indianmeal moth)
Lineage: Eukaryota; Metazoa; Arthropoda; Insecta; Lepidoptera; Pyralidae
Exons: 13
Coding region: 228-1754 (508 amino acids)
Source: RefSeq, a predicted model, not a curated record
AUAUAUGUUUCUCACUUUGCCAUUGGUGCACCAAACCAAUGUAAUUUUUUGUAAAUUCAGAAAUUUUGAGGGAAAAUAAUUGUAUUAAAAUUAAAAAUAAUUUAAUUACGAACAAUAAAGGUGUCUUCUACUUAAUAUUUAAGUAAACUUUGUUAUUAAAAUGAUAUAAGUUUUAAAGUGAUCUAAUAAGGCUUCCUUUUUUACUGUGUUCGUCGUUUGAUAUAAUUAUGGAAGUGUCUAACGAAAUUAAAGAAGAUAUUCGCAAAACUCAAACAGACUUGAAAAACGCGAUCAGAGUUCAUCAGAUUUGGGUAGCGCGUUUACAGGAAGAUGAAAACAAUGUGCAUCUUAAAACUAAAGUGAAAGAAGCUGAGAAAGACAUAAUUUCCAUUGGACAAACUCAAAAAUUGGUGGUGGAUAGAUUAAGAAGAGAGCUAGAACUCUACCAGCAACGUUUAAAGGCAAGAAAUAAACAAGUGAAUAUUGAGACAGACAAUCACUAUGUGGCACAACAACUAAGAGACCAUCAGUUGCAGUAUCGUAACAAAAGCAGGACUAAUUCUGUGUCACUAUUGAAACCAUCUGUACUAUCAGAAAUACAUAUCACAAGUGAAAAUCACCAGGAAGAUAUCAAGGAAGGAAACGUUUCUGAUUCUGAAAACGAAAUAAAGUCAUUUAAUGAGAAAGAAAAUUCUAGUCACAGUGAAGCAGACAACAAGGAAAAGUACCGGAAUUUUUCACAACUACCAAACACUGUUCAUGAUAGCAGAAAUAAUUUUGUUAACGCCCUUAACAAAGUCAAACAGGCAUUCAUUGGUUCCAAACUACAAGAAAAUGACUGGCAAGAACAAAGAUCAGACUCAGAUUCUUCCCCAGGUGCUGAACCAUCUCCCACUCCUUCACCUCCACCACUGCCGGAGCCGGGGCAGCCUGUAUCUCAGGAGACUUUCUUGAGACUCAUUGGACUCGUGACUUCAGCGCAGAGGGAAAUUCUAUUAAAGAAACGUAAUGAGCGCCGCAAGCGAUCUACUACUAGCACAAAUAGAAAUGAUUUCCUAUAUGGGAACUUCGAUAUGAUGCCUAAACGUAAGAAGUAUAAUCAGUUCCCGUAUCUGCAGUCACACAAUGACCCGCCACAGACGCGAUCCGCAAAAUUGAAAAAACAGCAGGUUCAAAACAAAUCUUCGCGUGAAGGCUCACCUUCAGGAUCGUCUUCUGAAAACAAAGGUUGGAGUAAUAAUAAGCCAGCGUGGGCUGCCGCCCUGCCGGCUGGUCUGUCCGUCGAGCCUGUUUAUCCGUCAGCUAAAAAAGUUUGUCAUGGAUGUGGGAGAAAUGACGUGGUGUCGCUGCUGGUGUGGUGCGCGGGCUGCAGCGUGUGGCAGCACACGGGCUGCGGCGCGCGCGGGCGCUGCGUGCGCUGCCGCGGGCUGCUGCCCGACCCCGACCCCGACGCCCGGCCCCACGCGCUGCCCGACAGGUUCUCAGACAAGUUAGCCGAGCGUAAACGUCUCCAAGAGAAAAACAUAGAAUUGUGCGUGGAGCUUCGCAAACUAGAAGCGCGGGCGGCUUCACUGAAGGAGAAUUUAAACGAACACAAUGCGGAGAAGAGGAAACUCCUCGCGAACCAAAUUAAAACGCAACGGAACCUUCAGAAACUUUUAGAUUUCAUCAGCCAGUUCAAAGAGACUUCUAUCAGUAUACGCUCCACGUCCAGUGACACUGGCAGUGAAAUGAGUAAAAGCAAUGAAGAUUAAAGUGAUUGGAUACAAAAUGCGUCUUGUACAUAAGCAAUGGUCUCAAUGCGUGUUGAUUGAAUCUUUUAUAGAUCUUCAUCGUUGUAGGUUUAGAGAAAAUACUAUUUGUGCCACUAGUUAAUAUUUUACAAGUUGUAUAUACUUACAUAAAUGAUACUUUGUAUACUUCCAAAGUAAACUUUUGGCGGAUGGCGGAUCAUUUUCUAAUGAUUACACCAAGAAGUUAAUUAUUUUUUUAUUCAAUCAAAUAGUGAAAUUUAAAAAUGAACAAAUUCAAUCGAUUAUGAUUAUAUUGAGCACAAAAUUAUAUUGUCUCAUUUUGAUUGUAGAUGAUGAUUCAGGGGUCUGAUUCUCACGCAUUCGAGUUCGCUUCAUCAGUUUUCUCCAUUUUUUCUGACGGACUAGCACUGUUUCUAUAUUUACAAAAAAUCACCGUCGAAAAGUUAAAAAAAAAAGGCAAACGCAUCAAUCGAUCGAACAUUUUCGUUUAUAACUUUGGUUAUAUACGUCGACAAAAUUUAGAGAAAAUUGAUAAAGUGAUCUUCGAUUUCGUGAGAAAUUUGUUUUAAACACCAGUCAAAAUUUCACAUACUCGUACUGAGGAUACUAAGAUGGAAUAGGCACAUGGAUUUAAAAUAUAUAUAUGUAGGCAGUAAAAAAACGAUAUUCCUGAUCAACUGACCGGUAAAUUUUACUGGAAAAAUCUGUAUUUUUUUAAAUACGUUCUAUUUCGUCAUUCCUGCUGCAAACAUAGUUUGUAAACAAAUUUUGGCUGUUUAAAAUACACCGUGUAAACUUCACAAUACAAUAUUGAAUUAUUGAGUAUACACUUUAUAGAGGUAGAAAAUUGUUUUUUUUUUUAUUUGCAAGUCUUAAUAUUUUUUAAUCAAUUUCCCAGAAAGUCUAUUCGUUGUUUAUUUUGAAGUAAAAGUAUGUAAUUAUAAUUAUCUUUAUUUUACAUAACUUAGAAUAAAUAAACCUUUCGUCCUUUUCGUUCGGAUCACUUUCGGUGACCCGGUCAUAAGGACAAUUACGCUGAUUUUGCUACAA